UAACCCGCGAACACAAGCCAAACGGCGGGAAGGAUAGUAACAAAAGCCGAUCAAGUGCUCUUGGCUCUUUUACAAGGGGUAUAUGAUUACCAUAUGGCCAGGAGGUGCCGGUGUGAGUGCGCGCAAGCUCGCUUCAGUUAAUGGAGCCAGUCUAGAGGACUUGUUGAGGCGCAGAGGGACGAGCGUUUUUAACCCUCCCCCCACCUCUCUCCAAGUCAGCUCUCAGCCCAGCUUCCCCCUCCUGCACACCUGUGAAAACUCGCCAUCAGAACAUCUUCGAGAUAGUCUGGGACCGAUCUGAGCCACUGUAAGUAAGGCUACGUUGCAGUGCUACCUGGGAUCAAUCAUGCGUGUGGUCAUAUCCUUGGCGUUCCUUCUCACCGCCUGCUGGGCCAGGCCAUUUGAACAGAUGGACUUCCUCGAAUUCAUGCUGGAGGACGAAGGCUCUGCUUUUCCCCCGGAUGACGUUAUGCCCAUGUGUCCUUUUGGCUGCCAGUGCCAUCUACGAGUGGUUCAGUGUUCUGACCUGGGUCUCUCCACCGUCCCAGAGAACAUUCCCAAAGAUACCACCAUGCUUGACUUGCAGAAUAACAAGAUCACAGAGAUAAAGGAAAAUCACUUCAAGAAUCUGAAGAACCUUCACGCCUUAAUCUUGGUUAACAACAAGAUCAGCACAGUUCAUCCCAAAGCUUUUGCCCCUCUGGUAAAGUUACAGAGACUGUACCUGUCCAAGAACCUUCUGAAGGAGAUCCCAAUCAACAUGCCUUCCUCGCUCCAAGAGCUGCGUGUCCACGAGAACGAGAUCACCAAAGUGAAGAAGAACACCUUUGACAAUCUGUCAGAGGUCUACGCCUUGGAAAUGGGCAGCAACCCCCUGAAGAACUCUGGCAUUGACAGUGGGGCUUUUAAGGGCCUGAAGAAGCUUUCCUUCAUUCGACUGUCAGAUUCCGAUCUGACAGCAAUUCCCAAAGACCUCCCAAGUUCCCUGUCUGAAAUUCAUCUGGAUGGUAAUAAAAUCACUCGGGUGAAAGCUGAUUCUCUGAAGGGUCUCCACAACUUGGUCAGGCUGGGUCUGAGCUUCAAUGAGAUUGCCACUGUGGACAAUGGUUCCCUCGACAACGCACCGUACCUGCGAGAGCUGCACAUGGACAACAAUGCCCUUCUCAGAGUGCCCGCUGGCCUGGCCGACCAUCGAUACAUACAGGUGGUUUACCUCCACAACAACCUGAUUAUGAGUGUGCACGUUAACGACUUCUGUGGCCAGGAUUACUACGCCAAGAAGAACUUGUACUCAGGGAUUAGCCUCUUCAACAACCCUGUCCCUUACUGGGAGAUCCAGCCAAUCACGUUCCGCUGUGCCACGAAUCGAGCGGCCAUCCAGCUCGGCAACUUCAAGUAAAGGUUGCCCCAGGCCUCCCCAGACCCCGUCGUCUGCGAGAAGGAAACGCUGAAUAUCUCUCGCAUGAUGCCUUUGAAAACAAAAGUCCCGAGAACGAUCAUUAGAUUCAACCCUGGCUUAAUCCCAAAAGGCAACUGCUACUAAAACAACCUCCAUUAUUCUCAGAUAGUUCUAGAAACUUGCACCUCCUCACUCUUUGUCCUCUUGCCUGUCAGCGUACUCUACCGCGCACGGGCAUGUCUCUGUCACGCGGUCCGAUUGCGGUCCACCACCAGCGAGUAAUUUAUUGUCCACUGUGGUGACUAUCUGGCAGUCAGACGCUGUACGUCAUGGUUCCUCUUUACCGUCCCAGGACAAUGAGCCAUUUCAUCAUCCUCGGAAGCAUAACUUCAGCAAACUUAUAACAGAACCCCGUUAGACUUCCUUCUGUCCUUGUUUCACAGUGAGAGUCUUUGCGCACGCUGGAAAGGGGGAGGUGAGCACGGGUUUUGACUGUCAAUUUUCUUUUUGUAAACUCUCUGUAUCAUAAACAGCAUGUCGGUGCUUAUGCAUCCAAAGUGAUACCAAGACUAAAUAUAUUUUAAG
Messenger RNA from Mobula hypostoma (lesser devil ray), 1984 nucleotides. It is a transcript of the gene dcn, whose product is annotated as decorin. Bases 347 to 1399 code for a protein of 350 amino acids. NCBI's taxonomy places the organism in Eukaryota, Metazoa, Chordata, Chondrichthyes, Myliobatiformes, Myliobatidae. Gene Ontology annotation, molecular function: protein binding. The record is from RefSeq and is a predicted model, not a curated record. The transcript has 8 exons.